This is a messenger RNA of Myotis daubentonii (Daubenton's bat), 4094 nucleotides long. It is a transcript of the gene TMED10, whose product is annotated as transmembrane p24 trafficking protein 10. NCBI's taxonomy places the organism in Eukaryota, Metazoa, Chordata, Mammalia, Chiroptera, Vespertilionidae. The record is from RefSeq and is a predicted model, not a curated record.
UCUCCAAAAUGGCGCCUGCGCCGCCGGUAGGCCAGAGGUGAGUCACGUGGGCCCUCCGGUUCCGCCGCGGCCGAGGCCCGGGUGUUAACAGUCUCCGGCACCAUGUCUCGUUUGUCUGGCCUACAAGUCCAGCGUGGCCCUUGCCAGUUAGCAUUGCUGCUUUUACCUCUCCUGCUCGGCCCCACUUCGGUUCUCGCCAUCUCCUUCCAUCUGCCCAUCAACUCCCGCAAGUGCCUCCGCGAGGAGAUCCACAAGGACCUGCUGGUGACGGGCGCGUACGAGAUCACCGACCAGUCUGGGGGCGCUGGCGGCCUGCGCACCCACCUCAAGAUCACAGAUUCUGCUGGCCAUAUUCUGUACUCCAAGGAGGAUGCAACCAAGGGGAAAUUUGCCUUUACCACUGAAGAUUAUGACAUGUUUGAAGUGUGUUUUGAGAGCAAGGGAACAGGGCGGUUACCUGACCAACUCGUGAUCCUAGACAUGAAGCAUGGAGUGGAGGCGAAAAAUUAUGAAGAGAUUGCAAAAGUUGAGAAGCUCAAACCUUUAGAGGUAGAGCUACGACGCCUGGAAGACCUGUCAGAAUCUAUCGUUAAUGAUUUUGCCUACAUGAAGAAGCGAGAGGAGGAGAUGCGCGAUACCAAUGAAUCAACAAACACUCGGGUCCUAUACUUCAGCAUCUUUUCAAUGUUCUGUCUCAUUGGACUAGCCACUUGGCAGGUCUUCUACCUUCGCCGCUUCUUCAAGGCCAAGAAGUUGAUUGAGUAAUAAGGCCUACUCUCCUCCCACCUUGUAUCUCAGCCAGCAGAACAUCACUGGGACGUGCCUGGCCUAAGGCAUCCUAUCAACAGCACCAUAAAGGCACGUUGGAACUUCCUGGCCAGAACUGAUGUCUCUUGGUGUGGGAGGACAUGGGUUACCACCUACACCCAACAAGUCAUUGAGGGACUUCUUUUUAACUUGAUAGGAUUUGGACUGGUUUUGCAACAAUAGGACUUAAUAGAGUCACCGGUGACAAAAAAUAGGGGCGACCUAGAUAAUGCCAAAGCCAGCAUUUGUACUGGGUUUCCUCAUGUGAUCUGUUUAAACCAUGUUUUCUUUCCUUCUCCCACUUGCUCACCAGCUCGGGCUUCCACUCUAGUUCCUUUACCAAGAUUUGAAUGACCAUGUGGAACUUGUUUUAUUCUCAUUGUCCUCUUUGGAUUUCUGUGUGAAAACACCCUUAACUUUAUCUUAACCAUUAGCUGAAAUGUUUAGAUAGCUUCUGGAGGUAUCCUUUCUUAAUUUUAUGUCUCAUAAAAGGGUGAUGGAUGUGACACCUCAUAGAAAUGAGCUUUGAACUAUAGAUAACUCUUUUUAAAAUUUUUCAUUUUAGAGAAUUAAAACAUUUGUGCUCAAUUGCUUGAAUUUCCUUUUUGUGUAGUUAUGUGUGUUUAGUUCUAUGCAGUUUUAUUACAUAUGUAAAUUCAUGUGACCACCAUCACAAAAUGCAAAACAGUUCCAUCACAGGGAACCCUUGCUACCCUUUUAUAGCUACAGCCACCUCCCUUCCUGACUCCCAAGCCCCAACCUCUGGCAACCACUAAUCUGUUCUCCAUCUCUCUAAUUUUGUCAUUUCAAGAAUGUUAUAUAAAUCAGCAAUCGCCAACCUUUCGGACCUCAUGGACCACCAGUGGUCUGAGGACCACUGGUUGGCAACUGCUGAUAUAAAUGGAAUUAUAUAUUAUAUAUUAUGUAAUCUUUCCAGAUUAACUUCUCUUGUUUGUUUUUUUUCUCACCUAAGGAUAUUUUUUCCAUUGAUUUUAGAGAGCGUGGAAGGGAUGCAAGAAGGGGGAAAGAGAGAAACAUUGAUGUGAGUGAGACACCUUGAUUGGUUGCCUCCCACAUGUUGCCCCAACUGGGGCCAGGGAUCAAACCUGUGACCCAGGUACAUGCCCUUGACCAGGACUCAAACCCACGACCCUUCGUGUGUGGGCUGACAUUCUAACCAUUGAGCAAUACCGACCAGGGCGAGAUUAACUUUUUUCACUCAGCAUAAUGCCCUUGAUGUCCAUGCAAGUUGUUGCAUGGAUCAAUAGUUGGUUCCUUUUUAUUGUGUAGUUGUAUUUUAUGGUAUUGAUGUACCACAGUUUGUUUAUCCAUUUACCCAUUGAAGGACAUUGGGGUCAUUUUCAGUUUUUGGCCAUUACUAAUCUUCUGUGAACAUUCAUGUACAGGUUUUUAUGUGAACAUAAAUUUUCAUUUAUCUGGGAUAAAUGCUCUCGAGGGCAAUUGCUGGGUUGUAUGGUAAGCAUGUUUAAUUUUUUUUAAGAAACCACCCUACUCUUUUUCUAGAGUGAGUGCCAUUUUAUGUUCCCACCAGCAAUGUAUGACCAAUCAGGUUUCUCCACAUCCUCACUGGUAUUUGCUGUUAUUUUUAUUUUAGUCAUUCUGAUAAAUGUAUGUAAUGAGACCUCAUUAUGAUUUUACUUGCAUUUUUCUAAUGGCUAAUGAUGAUGGACAUCUUUUCAUGAGCUUAUUUGCCAUAUAUAUCUUCCUCAGUGAAAUAUCUGUUCAUGUUCUUUGCCCAUUUUCUAAUUAGAUUAUUCUUUAUACUAAUGACUUUUGAGCAUUCCUUAUAUAGCCUACAUAUGGCUCCUUUGUCAGAUAUGUGGUUGCUUGAGUUUUUAACAUAACAUGUACCAAGGAAAAAAUUAGAAAACUUACCAAAUCUUCUUACAUGACCAGCCAGUGAUUUAAUUCCUGACCUUAUAUGUCCCCCUGAGACAUACGAUAUAUUAAAAAACAACAACACUGAAAGGAUCAUCAUGAAUACAGUAAAUACUUGAGAAUACAUGUUGUGAAAGCAAAGCCAAGAAUCACUAUGAGUAUGAGGCACCUAAAGGCAAUACUGAUAUAAAUAGAGAAUGUGGAUACAAAUGACCAUGUUUGUAAACAAUUAUGAAAAAUACUAUCACUUGACAUUUUCCCCACUUCUCUCAGGAAAGGAGCUAGGGGUUCAUCCUUUCUGUAAUCUCUUUUUAAAACCUUGCUAACUGUUGUUACAGGGCUUGUCUAAUCGCAGUGGCAAGAAUUACAGGACUUAGGGCCAUGCAGCUUGCAGCUAAGCAGCAGCAUGUUAGAAUUAACAGAGGACACUGCUGUGCUGACCUGGGUAAAGUCCAAAGAUGGAAGAGGGAGUGAGUUAUGUUGUUAAAAUCUCAGGCAGUUCUGUUAAUAUUUCAGCUAUAGUGAACCCAAAAGCCUCCCCCCCCCCCCACCCCCCACCCCCCUUUUGACUCCAUGUAUGUAUGAAUUUAUCUGGUGUGGGAUAAAAGUGGUUCAUUAACUUGUGCAACAUCGCCAUCUGCUGUUAAGUAUUGAUAGGAACUACUUUUGAGGACCUGGCAGCGGAAUCCUUGUCAUAAAGGCUGCAGAUGUAGAGAAAAUCUGUGAUAUUACAUUACUCGACGACAGAAGAUACAUCCAAGUGAAGAGAAUGACCAAAUUUGUGGGUUAAGAUUUCCUUAGAUGUUUAAAGGUGAAGUUUUGUACCGUUGGUCUAAUAAGAUAUGCUUUCAUAUUUCUGACUGGUGCCUUUCCUCUUUUUACAAGCAAUGAAAGCUACUUAGUUGGUUAUAGUACCCUGCUCUGACAAAAUGUCGAAGAAAAUAGAAUAGGCAAAUAUUUUAUUUUGCUGAUGUUUUUGUCCCCAAAUGUGAUUUAUGAAACUAAAAUUCUUUCAUGUCCUUUCCUUUUACUCAUGCCAAAACUACCAACGAGAACGUUUGUAUUUUUGGUUUAAAGUUCAUUGGUAUUACACCUUGGUGUUAUCAAAAAAGUAAAUUUAUUUGCCUUCGAUAAAUGGCUAGUGCAAGAGCAAAUUAGAUUUUAAAAUGAGGAUGUUAUCUGUUUUCUCCGUUUUGAACCUAUUUUUCAACAGGUUGUAUAAAAUAUAGAUGAGAGUGAUGUGGUUUAAGUAAGCUUUGUUACACCAUUGUCAUAAGCCAUUUUUCUGUUUGUUGAAUGGAAAGAAGCAUGUGGGAUUUAUACAGAUUCACUUGUGUUGGAUGGGGAUUUUUGUGUAAAUUUUCUCAAAUAAAGGCUAGCAGAAACCA